Messenger RNA from Procambarus clarkii (red swamp crayfish), 2281 nucleotides. RefSeq names its product cuticle collagen bli-1. Lineage: Eukaryota; Metazoa; Arthropoda; Malacostraca; Decapoda; Cambaridae. The record is from RefSeq and is a predicted model, not a curated record.
UCUGCAGCUGUUGUGGCGGCAACAUGAAGCUCCUCUUACUGGUGUGUGUGAGCGUGGCGGCCAGCACCCCACUCCGGGCCAGGUCUCUCUCCCCGUCCGUGUUUGAUUAUUAUGACUUCGUCGAGAUCCCCCGGACACAGACCGCCGCCGCCCCGCGUGCGGAUGGCCCCUUGCCCCGCCGACCCAUACACCUUCGGGCCGCUCCGCCCCGCAUGCGGCCACAGGCGCCCCGCGGCAGGCUUCCUGAUUACCAGUUGGCGAACGCCGACGGCAUCCCACCCAAGUUCCGCAAUCAACCAAAGUUCAGACCACAGUUCAGACCGCAGUACAAACCAGAGAUGCCUGUUGUGUACGGCGAUGAACCCGUCUAUGAGGAACCUGUCUUCAAGCCACAGUUUCAACAGGAACCCGUCAUUUAUGUGGAGGAGGUGGUGACAGGGAGGCCACUCCAGGUUAGGGAACGACCACAGCGCCACCAGGACGACCAGAUACAUCGCUACCAGGGAGAACGACCCCCCGUGAGUCGUGACUACCUACCCAGCAAGCCUCUACCUCCCAAGUACCACCAGGAGGAACGCCGGCCGCAGUAUGAAGACCAACCGCAGUAUGAGAAGCUGCCCGUGUAUGAGGAAGGCUUCAGACCAUUCGAACAACCUCAGCAUGAAGAACACCCUAAAUUCGAGCAAGGGCGUCCCCAGUAUGAAGAACAACCCCGGUAUGAAGAACGUCCUCAGUAUGAAGAACAAGAUCUCCCCGAAGACCUGCGCGAAUACGAGGAAGAGAAGCUGGCAGAGCAGCAUCAGGUGGUGACGCCGGAGUACGUGGAGCCGCUGAAGAAGGACCUCCGGAAGCCAGUGGUGACCAACCACGUGCCCAGGACCAAGGUCAAGGUUCAGGACGACGACCUGUCCAUAGAGAAGCGUCAGGUGCUUCCCGGAGGUCACCUGGACCCCGCGGGGGAACAGUUCGUGGCUGACGCCUCGGUGGUGGAGAGCGGCAAGGGAGAGGGACGCUUGUCCUUCCAGAUCCAUGGCCAGCAGGGACCCCACUCCUACCGCUUCGGCUACGACACCGGCAAGGGGCAUAACCGGCAGUUCCGGUACGAAGAGCGAGACGGGAAUGGCCAGGUUCAUGGUCGCUAUGGCUUUUAUGAUAAAGACGGAAAACUUCAGGUGGUCAACUACUCUGCUCAUCCCGACCACGGUUUUACAGCAGAUGUACCUCAUUAGGCUGUUGGUUGACCUCUGCCUAGUGUGCCAAUUGCUAUUAUACCUUCUACUUUAUUAUUAGUGCAAAUUAAGCUAGGCUGGUUGGAGUACGAGACACUGAAAAAUCUCUCGCCACCACACUACCUCGAUCCUAAUUUUUAUUUGCUGCAGAGGGAGCUGCUUUUACCUGAAAUGAGCCCACUGGCCACUGCCUUUCAUAUCGAAGAAUUUCUCAGUAUUUAUACUGUAGUUUUUAAAUCCUAUUAAUGAAUGGCUAAUAUAAUUGAAAAAUCUGUAGCUGCCAUGGUAAAUGUUUUGUUUUAAUUUUCAAUGACAUAUUACUUUCUCCUGCACUUUAGACUUGCUAACAGUUUUGUAGCUUCACAUAUGGUACUUACCUAUUAUGGUGGUCAAUGGUUACAACAUACAAGUGUCUAGUCAAUGUGUUGCGAGUUGAGAAUGAAUUUUAAUUACACUAAUUUGGCAUCUUUAAUUUGGAAGGUUCAAAUACAAAAAAAUCGACAACAAUAUAUAUACAAACUGUUUAUAAAAAUGUUUUCAAUUCCUUUAUAAUCUGUUCAACCACUUGGGCUGGACGGUAGAACGACGGUCUUGCUUCAUGCAGGUCGGCAUUCAAUCCCCGACCGUCCAAAUGGUUGGGCACCAUUCCUCCCCUUCCCCCCCUCCUGGUUCCAUCCCAGAUCCUUAUUCCGAUCCCUUCCAAGUGAUAUAGUCGUAAUGGCUUGGCACUCUCCCUGAUAAUUUCCUUCCCUUCCUUUAUAAUCUGCUUGUGAGCUUUCUUAAUUGUUCUCACAACCUUUAUUCGACAUGAACCCUUCGACACCACUCCACAACCCUCUCCUUUUAAAGCUUUUUAAAUUAUAGGCAAAUAUUUUAUAUACAGUAUACUGUACCUAUUAUUCAGUGUUUGCUAAUGGUACUAAUACUUUUAACAUGUUAUUAUACAAAGUAAUUUUAUUUAAUUCCUAACAUUUAUUCUAAUUUAAUGUUUUAAUAUUAUUAUUCAGGGCUGGACCCUGUCUUUUUUUAUAUAAUAAAAAUGCAAUGACCAC